Lasiodiplodia theobromae is the source of this 4551-nucleotide messenger RNA. RefSeq lists its product as uncharacterized. Gene Ontology annotation, biological process: signal transduction; regulation of GTPase activity. Bases 1 to 4551 code for a protein of 1516 amino acids. The transcript has 4 exons. Gene Ontology annotation, cellular component: cytoplasm. The record is from RefSeq and is a predicted model, not a curated record. Lineage: Eukaryota; Fungi; Ascomycota; Dothideomycetes; Botryosphaeriales; Botryosphaeriaceae. Gene Ontology annotation, molecular function: phosphatidylinositol binding.
AUGGCCGGCCAGGCCAAGCCCGCCCGACCACGCCGUCGCCGUCCGCCGCCUGCGCCAGUCGCAGCCGCCGCCAGCGAAGCCUCCGCCGCCGAGCCUCCACGCCCGCGGCCUCUCUCGGCGCACGCCUGCACCUGCACCUCCACCCAAUUCUGCACUCUCCCUCACCCAACCUGCGGCCAACACCACUGCCCGACGCCCAACCCGCCCUGCGUCGACGCCUCCACCCCGCCGCGCUCGCCGCGCGCUGCUGCUGCCGCCGCCCGCCAGGCACUGCCCGCCAAUCCAGCGCCUCCACGACCACCAAGCCGCCAAGUGCUGGACGCCCUAUUGGCCACCGCGUGUCUUGCUCGAGCCGCCGCGCCAAAGAGCGACAGACACGAGCCGUUGUCUCUGCGCUCCACCUCCAUCACCACCAUCAGCAGCAGCACCGCGCCGAAACCGUCUUCAUAUGCGCAGCCGCGAGCCGUUUCCGUCACGCUGCUCGCAUCCGCCGGCCUCUGCCCUCCGUUUGCCCCUACCUCCGUGAUGCCUGCAUCCAAGCCCGUUAAUAUUGCCGACUCCCGGCCCAACGCCGCGCGCAACACUUCCAUAGACUCUGCCGUCUCCUCCAUAUCCUCCAAUGCCUCUGCCGUCAACCUCAAGUCGUCCCAGCCCAUGGCAAAUGCACAGACGCCCGACUUUGCCGCCCUGAUACAGGCUGCAGGCUCUCCGGAGGCAGCGUUAUAUAAUCUGUGGCGCGAGAAGCAGAGUCUGGAGAACCACAACCAGCAGCUAUGGCGGAUCGUCACCAAGCAGAAGGACAUGGUCGUGGGCCUGAACAAAGACUUGGAGCGCGCCCUCAAGGAUCGAGAGCGCUAUCGCAAGAAGCUGAAGGAACAUCUUGCUCAGGUGCCGCCUUUGCCACAUGCGGCGCAAAAAAUCGAGAUUCCAGAUCGGGAACACAGCUCUUCGCCGGCACUGAGCGAAGCGCAAGAAGCCGUCUUGAACGGUAGGAACAACAGCACGCCGGAUGUGAUUCCCGAUGGCCUCAAUCGCAAGGUUUCGGUUGAGCAGAGCACGCUGCCCGGCCAAAACCCUCGCGACGGCGGUUCGCUGCUGCUGUCCCCAGAGUCGCCCCCGGCCCAGUCUACUGAUUCCGCAUCCGCCGAAACCUCUGUGAAGGAUCCAGCCAGCAGCGAGCCCUCGCCGCUUGAAGGUUCCGCCUCUACCGUCGAGUCGCGGAGUGGUGCAAACGAGCCUCCUGCGGGUGAUUCAAAACCGAGCGAUCUUCGCCUUAGAACGCUGCGCGAGGAGGCCGUCGGUAGUGGUUCGCAGGCUGCUUAUGACGACGCUGUAUCGCCCAAGACGACCGUCGCUCAGUCGUCGUUCCAUGCAAAGACUCCUUCACUUUCACUAACCGCGCCUACUCCUGUUCUAGGUUCCAACGGCUUCCCCAGCCCUGAGGAACGCCCCCAACGAAAAGCCCCACCUGCACCUCUUAAUCUCUCACAGCCCCAGCGCCCGAGCGAACAUCUGCAGCAACCGCCCCCUGAUGACCGCCACUCUGACUCAGAAUAUGACGAAGUCUCGGAGGUAGAUGAAAUGCCCGUCUUUCAGCGUGGGCGGAAGAAGACGCGGGAAGAAGACGACAAACAGCGUGAGCUUCUCGUGCAGAAAGAGCUCGAGGAGCGCAGUCGUUCGAAGAAGAGCAAGAGUAAGAGUAAGAGCAAAAGCAAGUCAGGUCACGACCAGGCGGCGCCGGAGGACACGGCCAAGGUUGCCGCUGCUUCAGCAUCCCGAUCGCCGGUCGCACUUGGACUACCGAGCUCUCCCCGCCUCGCUCAAGCCCCCGGUUCUAUCAAUGCGCUGCUCAGUCCCGCCAGUUCCGACGGCUCCAUGGUCGCACAGCGAAGCAUAAACACCCCUCUGAUGAGCCCAGGUCUGCCUGUAAGCCCGCGUCCCGGCGACCGACCUCCAGGUGCACCAACACCCCGUCUUCCAAAGCAGGAGAUCGUAUCUCCGCCAAUGUCCCCUCGCGGCGCCAAUGGCCUGCCGCUUUCUCCACGCGCUCCGAGAGGCCCGAUUCCCCUGCCACCGCAGACGCCGCUUGCUGUUGCUUCGCCUCACCUCGCACGUGCUGAGCAAUACCAACCGCAGCCCCAGAGCGAACCCGAGAAGCUUGCAGUACCCGGCACAGGGUACUCGAGUUCUGAGUCGAAUAAGGGUAGUUCCAAUGGCUCAGAGCCAACAUCCCCGGACGGCAUCAGUCGAGAGCUGGUGUCGGAGCAGUACCCCAAUCUGCUUCUUCCGCCGAAUGCUCUGCCCGGCAUCCAGGUCAAGGUCUUCUCUUCUCGCCUGCGUCCAUCCCGCCACAGUUUCAUGGCUCCCAGCCCGUCCGAGGAAGACCCGGUUUUCAUCCUUGCCAUUCAUUCCCGCUCUGACGGGAAGCAGCUAUGGCGUCUCGAGAAGACAAUCAACGCGCUGCCAGCGCUGGACCAGCAGCUGAAGAAGCUUUGCGAGUUUACCGGUCAGCUUCCGGACCGGAGCUUGUUUACUGGCCAUGCCCCCUCGAAGAUCGACGCGCGGAGGGCGGCUCUGAAUGCCUAUUUUGAUAAAAUACUCGAUACCCCCAUGGGCGAGAGGGCUGCCCUGAUUCUCUGCGAGUUCUUCUCUACGGAUGCUUUUGGCGCCGAGAUGGAGCCUCCGAGAUCCUCCAACCUUUCUGUUCCCGAGAACCCUACCGUGCCACCAACGAAGGCCACCAAGGAGGGCUACUUGACCAAGCGUGGAAAGAACUUUGGUGGGUGGAAGGCUAGAUACUUUGUGCUCGAAAGCUCCGAGUUCCGAUAUUUCGAAUCGCCCGGAGGACCUUUACUUGGAUCCAUCAAGCUCCAGAGCGCCCAGAUCGGCCGGCAAAACCCCAGGAACAAGGCGAGCCAGCAAGACGACGAGAUGAGGCAUGCGUUCCUCAUCCUGGAGCCCAAGCGCAAGGACCCGACCACCAAGGUUUCGCACAUUCUGUGCGCCGAAAGCGAUGAUGAAAGGGAUGCCUGGAUCGACGCACUCCUUCAGUAUGUGGAAUCGACAGAGGACAAGAGCCAGCAAGCUUCGGGCGAAACGGUGCGUGAGCCUGGCUCUGCUCGUAGCAACGAGUCUGGCAAGGAAUCGAAACACAGCGGCUCGCAGCGUGAGAAAAAGAAGGAAAGGAGCCCGGAGAGGGCGAGGCAUCUCGAUGGAGUCCAAGCGACGAGCUACGAAAGCACGGUGGCGGCCGAUGCGCCAAUCAUGGUAGGCAGGGAAGGUGUCCCCUCUCCCCCCUUGGGAGGAGGCUUCCACCCAGACCGUAUUAUUUCGGGUCCCACGAACGGCGCUGUGAUUCAAAACGCCGAGCUUUGGGGGAACAAAAGUCUGACCACGCAGACUCCCCUCAGAGACAAGAAGCGGAGUAUCUUCGGAUUCGGCGGUGGAAGAGGACGAUCGUCCACCGACCUCGCACCUGGACAGAGCCAAAACAACUCUGGCCAGAGCCAGCCGCCGCGUGAGCCGACCCCUCAGCAAGGCCGGCCUGUCUGGGGGAUCCCUCUCGCCGAGGCGGUCGAGGCCACUCAGCCAGAAGGCGUCGAUGUCCUUCUACCUGCCGUCGUUUACCGUUGUCUUGAGUACUUGAAGGCGAAGAAUGCUCAUCGUGAAGAGGGCAUCUUCAGGUUGAGCGGUUCGAACAUCGUCAUCAAGGGGCUCAGGGAACGGUUCAACACCGAACGUGACAUCCGACUGUUGGAGGGCGAGUACUACGACGUUCACGCCGUGGCCUCGUUGCUGAAGUCUUAUCUGCGUGACCUGCCUGUCUCGAUACUGACAAGAGAGCUCCACUUGGACUUUCUCAAAGUACUUGAGUUGGAUCAAAGGUCCGAGAAAAUCGACGCCUUCAAUGUUCUGGUUCACAAGCUGCCGCCCGUCAACUUGGACCUGCUGCGCGCUCUUUCGUCUUUCUUGAUUGAUAUUACAAAUAAUUACGACAUCAACAAAAUGACGAUUCGGAACGUCGGAAUUGUUUUCUCUCCCACUCUGAACAUCCCGGGGCCGCUCAUCUCGUUCUUCAUCACCGACUAUCAUGACAUAUUCGGCACGGCCAAGGACGAGGCGACUUCUCCUAUCCGGGAAGUCACGGUUACGGCGCCGCUCACUCCCGAGUCGGUCCGGUCUCCGCGUCAUCAGAUGUUCUCGGAUCUUCCCACGCCGGCGUACCAGGGGGGUUUCCAAGAGCAACACAAGCAGCAGCAGAACACAGGGCCUUCUAAUUCUGCAGGGACGCGCGAACCGGCGCCGCAUUACGACACGGGCUUCAUUCCCAUGCAACCGAGCUAUGACAGCGCCACAUAUGGGUACGGAGAAGGAUACGGGAGUCUGAACAGCGCCGCACUUGCGGCCCCAACGUCGCGCGAAGCGAGAGCUCGGAAGAGGGAAAGCGGAAUGCUUCUGAUGAACAUGGGCCUUGGCGGCCAACGAAAGAGCUCGAUGCAGAGACUGAGAGAAGAGUCGGGCAUGGUACAAGAAGAGAGCGCAUUUGAAUAA